GGUAUCCACUUACCCAAGUAAGUGCCUUAUUUGCAGUACGAAGUAAAUGGUAAACAGUUGAUUAUACAUGUGAUACGUUGUCGUAGUGGGCCAAGUCUUAGCAGCUGUCAAGACCUACCAGUCCUAUGAAUGUCGAUAUUUGCUUAUAUCAAUAGACCAAACAAGCUGGUUUAAUAUGUAUUAUUCUAGUCUUCUUUUUUUUUUCAUUUUCAUUGCUGUCUUAGGAAACAGCACGUGCGAGUCAUGCUCAAGAAAAUGGCUUGUCCUCUCUCCAAGCCGUCCGCUUCGAGACAACUCAUUCAUCAACAGCAUCCAAUCUGCAUUCCUUGCCUUUCGAGACACCUGUAUCCCGCAACCGUCAGUGAUUAAGUUCUUAGCUACAGUUUGUAACAAUCGUACCCAUAUUGACAUUCGCUUCUAUCUAUUUUGGUAAGUGCUAGAUAUCAAAUUAUUAUAAUAACUCCGUAGCAUUCAAUAACAGGAGCGCCGCCCAAAUGCUC
Messenger RNA from Trichoderma asperellum CBS 433.97, 500 nucleotides. The record is from RefSeq and is a predicted model, not a curated record. Lineage: Eukaryota; Fungi; Ascomycota; Sordariomycetes; Hypocreales; Hypocreaceae.